GAUCUAGCAUUAAGUCAAAGACUUUAAGACAACUUACUGUAUAUCUUACUAAAUGUAAAAAGAACACAUUUAGCUGAAUGCAUUAUCUAAAACAUAUUAAAAUUUCUCUGAUUCAUUGCAUCACAAUUUAAACAAUUACAUCCUCUUGCAGUGUGUUUAACAUGAGAUGGUUUCUUUUCAAUAAUUCAACAGUAUGUACAAUAUUGUUAGUUAUAAUUUUUAAAGAGGCCUUAACGCGAAAAUAGCCUAAAUGAUAAGGAUUACUAGUUGAUAUGCUGUACCAAGGCUAGUGAAUGUAAAAUUUAGCUGUUAUGGAACACGUAGCAAUUCAUUAUAUAUCGAUUAAUAGGUAUUAUUAAAAACUACCCUCUAACUUUUCUUCUCGUAACAUCAGUAAAAUAAAAACAAGUGAUUUUUAUUAUUUUAUGUUUUCUAUCUAGGAUAGGAUUUCAAAGGUGGAAAUAUGAGACUGUAUACCGUUAGUUAUGUAGCUAGUACGAGCGUUCUAAUUUACCUCGUUUAUUUUAUAUACAAGAACCAGUCUUUGCAAUUCUUUGACAAACGUUUCAGCCAUAGAAACACACCUGAUGAUAAAACUGAAGUUGUAUGGCAAGGUGUAUUUCCACAUGACCGGACACAUGUUGUGCAUGCAGAAAAUAUCAAACCUCUGACUUUAUCAAUAAAAAGAAACAGCUCGUUUGAUUACAAAGCUGCCAUGACGAAACUGAACGAAGCGAGGGUUAGACAGGACGACCCACGAUUAAUAAAGUUGAUAAGGGAUUACUACAUUGAACCGCCAUCAAAAACACCAUAUAACCUCACGAAUCCUGAACAAUUAGAAUUCUCAAACGGACAAACGCCAUUUGUUGACAGCAGGCUAAAUUAUAUGGAGGGUGGAUUUUACAUUGAAUGUGGAGCUUUGACUGGGGAAAAAGGAUCAAACACCCUCUUUCUUGAAAAAGUACGGAAAUGGAAUGGUUUACUUAUAGAGGCAGAUCCAGAAAACUUUAAAGUUUUAAAGACUAAGAACAGAAAGGCCUUUACUAUGCACGCUUGUUUGAAUACAAAACCAUACCCAGCAGUGAUGACGUUUAACAAAGCUUUUAACAGAGGCCGAGUCGUCCACAAUCAAGAAGCCAAGAAUUGGAUCAAGAGACAUAAUAUCACAAAAGAUGAAGUUCUGGUCCAGUGCUUCCCCCUCUAUUCAAUCCUCCUAGCUUUAGGUCAGGUGAACGUUGAUUUUUUAAGUCUAGAUGUAGAAGGAGAUGAGUUAAAUGUUCUGAAGACCAUUCCAUGGGAUAAAGUUUAUAUGAAGAUGUUGACAGUUGAGUAUGUUCAUGAAAUAGGUUCAUCGGGUGAGUUAAAGAAAUAUGUAGAAAAACAAGGGUACGAUUCACUGUUGCAAGUGUCAAAAGGUGGCGGAGGUGUUAACGAUAUCAUUUUUAGAAAGAAAGGGCUGACACAUAAAUAUAUCAUUUGAAAAUGUGUGUAAAUCAAUUUCAUUUGUAUAGGCCAAACAAAAUUAGCAAAGUUGUUGCAUAAUAAUGUAAUGGACAUUGUGAUGAAUAUUUUAAAGCUUAUGUUGGUUGAAGGAAUAAUUUGUAAAAUAUUUGACAUCAUAAUUGUGUGUGCAUGGAAUAUUCUUUUGAAUAUUGACACAUGUAAAGGUAAAAGUCAAGUUGGGAAACCAGCCAUGUGACGGUAGAGGAUAUAUUUCUAAAUAUACAGUUUAAUAAAACAUUAACAAGUUCAGCUAAGCAAUUAUUGUUGAAAAUAUGAUAGAUAA
Molecule: messenger RNA, 1786 nt
Organism: Ruditapes philippinarum (Manila clam)
Lineage: Eukaryota; Metazoa; Mollusca; Bivalvia; Venerida; Veneridae
Product: protein Star-like
Exons: 3
Coding region: 464-1480 (338 amino acids)
Source: RefSeq, a predicted model, not a curated record